AUGCGGAAGAAAAUGGAAAUGGAAGCGAGCGAGAGUACUAUGAAGAAUACGAGAAUCGACGAGUACGGUACGUUUUGCGACGUCGCGAUUGCGCACGGCGAUCGAGACGAACAUUCGUUCGUCGCAAAAUUACCGGCGCUUCACGUCGAGAGCUUUCGAGCGCGCGAGUACAAUAUGCAAAUUCGACUUGGCGCGAUUUUCCCGAUUCAAGCGAAGCCGAGGCGUGUUCUCGCUUUUGCUCCGGAUCCAAUAUAUUUAAUUUAUUAUCCGGCUGACGCGAAAAGAACGUCCCUUUGGGUUGCAGCGAACGUGAACGUCAAACGAGUGUCCAAUGGUAAGGACGAGCAUGUAGACGCUGACGGGAACGUUGACGCCGUGCAGACCGCUAUCGGCGACCUCGGCAGGUGGCAGAUCUUCGUCUGCCUGGCGAUAUCCCUGGUGAAAUUUCCGAUAGCCUGGCAUCAAUUGGCGAUCGUCUUCAUGGCGCCGCAGCAGGAUUAUAAUUGCACGGUGCCCGCCACCACGGAUUCCGAAGACCAGUGCGCGGUUGAUGUUAACAGCACGUUGGUCAAGUGCACGAAAUGGAUGUAUGAUCGAAGUAUUUUUUCCGAGACCAUCAUCUCGCAGUGGAAUUUAGUCUGCGACCGGACUCACUACGCGAACAUACAGCAGUCGAUUCUCAUGUUCGGCGUGCUGCUCGGUAACAUAAUCUUCGGCAGUUUGGCAGACAGGUACGGCAGGAAAAUGCCGCUGAUGGCUUCCGUGAUUCUUCAACUGUUGUCGGGAAUUGGGUGCGCCAUAGUUCCUUGGUUUCAAGCGCUCUUGCUGAUGAAGUUCCUGAUUGCCUUGGCCACUGGAGGCACGAUAAUCACUAGUUUCGUUAUUUGUAUGGAAAUAAUAGGCACAGAGUGGCGAGCCGCCAUCAACGUCUUUUACCAAAUUCCCUUCGUGCUGGGCCACGUGUCGUUGGCGGGACUCGCGUUCUGGCUUCGACACUGGCGACAUCUGCAGGUCGCCAUCACCCUUCCAUCUAUUGUCUGUUUAAGUUACUGGUGGCUGAUGCCCUAGUCGCCUAGGUGGUUGAUAGCCAUAGGAAAACAAAGAGCGGCCUGCAAAAUCCUGCAGAAGGCGGCCAAUAUCAACAAAGUGGAGAACAUCGACAUCCCCGAAGUGAUCAGGAAACAUUGUUUGCAGCAGAAUUUCAAGAAAUCCGCGUUGGACCAUAAGCCCUCGUUUCUGGAUCUGUUUCGCACGCCGAACAUGCGUGUCAAGUCACUGUCGAUCUUCUUCAACUGGAUUGUUUGCGGAGUGGUCCUGUUCGGCAUGUCGCAGUACAUCGGCCAGGUCGGCGGCGAUAUUUUCAUCAACUUCGCAGUGUCCGGUGUCAUACAGCUCCCAGGCUACUUCGUCGGCUGGUGGGCGAUAAACAAAUUCGGUCGGCGGGUCACCCUGAUUUACAACAACCUCAUCGCCGGCGUCUCCUGUCUCCUCUUGAUCGCCAUGCUAAACGAUAGCGCGCGGGUGAGGCUGCUAUUGACAAGUUUCGGUAUCGUCGGUACGUCGGUAUCGUUUAUGGCGAUCUACCUUUUCUCCGGAGAACUGUUCCCCACAGUCGUGAGGAACAUCGGAGUCAGCGCGAGCAGCAUGUUCGCCCGGCUAGGCUGCAUCGUGGCGCCCUUCGUGGUGUUCUUGAGCAGCAUUAAAGCGUGGCUGCCGCUGGUCGUGUUCGGCCUCUUGCCACUAAUUGCAGCCGCGCUGUGUCUGUUAUUACCCGAAACUGCCGGAUGCACCCUGCCGGAGACGCUUCAGGACGGAGAGGAGUUUGGCAAGAAAUGCAAGGCGUAGGGGAGAGACGCAGAAACCGAAGCGGAAGCGGCGUUCUGAGCGCUGAACGCCCGCGCGCCGCCAUGACCGCUUCUUCACUUUUUAUCUCCGACCAGUUACAACAAAUCAUGGCCGCGUGGCGCAAGUGUUAUCGUUGACGGGCUAACAUAAAGACGAGCGACGUUCAAUCUCGCGGUGAUUAUGGAGCGAUUGUAUUUAUCGUGUCAGUGGUGCGAUUUUGUAACUCGUUAUUGGAGUUAACGACACUUUCGUUAACUCCAAUAACGAGUUAAAAAAUCGCACCACAGUUCCGUAACACAAGGAAAGCAAGAUAGCGUGACUAAUAUCACCUCCUCACGUUUGCGACUCGCGUUUCCCAUAACAUCAUCAUUGAAAGAUGACAUUUAGAGAAGCAAAAGAAGUUGUAGGUUGUUAUAUAUUACGUAUAAGACUGUGUAUAUCGGUGUUUUCUGAGAUACACACAGAUAUGUUUGAAAAUUACUAAUUGAGACAUCGAGGAGUUUUUAAGAAAAAUAUUUUUCAUACUGCCAAGUUACAAAAAUACUACUACUUUGUAAAACUCAAUUGGAUGUGUACGAAUAUAGAAUGUCUUCUGUAAAAAAAAAAAUACUUUUUUCUUUGCUUUACAAAUUCAACACACUCGACGUGAUCCCACGAAUUGGUUUUCGACACGCGCAAUUUUACUUACAAAUAUUAUAAUAUUGCUUUGUGUGACAACCACGCCAAUGAUA
Molecule: messenger RNA, 2576 nt
Organism: Harpegnathos saltator (Jerdon's jumping ant)
Lineage: Eukaryota; Metazoa; Arthropoda; Insecta; Hymenoptera; Formicidae
Product: organic cation transporter protein-like
Exons: 10
Biological process (GO): transmembrane transport
Cellular component (GO): membrane
Molecular function (GO): transmembrane transporter activity
Source: RefSeq, a predicted model, not a curated record